Messenger RNA from Cercocebus atys (sooty mangabey), 2826 nucleotides. RefSeq lists its product as uncharacterized. The record is from RefSeq and is a predicted model, not a curated record. Bases 436 to 849 code for a protein of 137 amino acids. The transcript has 2 exons. Lineage: Eukaryota; Metazoa; Chordata; Mammalia; Primates; Cercopithecidae.
CCCAACCUGGUCUGCUGAACGCAAACCGCUGAGAGUUUGCUGCACCGCCCCCUGGGGCCCCGGGCUGCCGAGUUCCGCUAAGGCAAAGACGCAGCAAGCGAGGGAGCGCAGCGGAAGAAAAACAAGCGGGCGCGCGAGGGGAGCCCCAGGAGGGCGACCGGGUGGCUGGCAGGCAGCUCCCGCCCCGCCAGGGUGGCCUCGCCGGCGGCUGACGGCCCGGAGGACUCGCGCUCCGAAAAGUUAGACUCUGGGAGGCGGCGCGCCACGCCGCGUCUCCUCGCGUCCCUUCCUCUCUGUGCUCUGGGAAAGGAACUUGGUCCUCCGGCCCCUGGAGAGGGGAGUGUGCCGCGGGCCGAGGGUGGGGAGCAGCCAGCGGGAGACGCGAACGAGGCCGCUGGCGGAGGGCGCAGGGCGAGCGCAGAGGCGACGGCCCCCAUGCCGGCGGCCAACAUGAUGGAGAACCGGCCGCUGCCCGCCCUGCAGGUGCCCGAGCCGCAGGGCGCGGCUGAGGGCAGCCCGGUCUGGUCCAGUUCGUCGACCCCCACGCUUCGCCGCCGGCGCUUCAAGAUGCGCCGCAUGAAGAACGUACAGGAGCAGAGCCUGGAGGCGGGGCUGGCCCGGGACCUACCCGGCGUCUUGACCCCCGGCAAAGAGUUCCUGCAGCUGCCGUCCAUCGAGAUCACGCCCUCCAGCGACGAAGACACCCCGUGGUCCAACUGCUCCACACCCAGCGCGUCCCCGCGCCGAAAACGCUUCCUCCUCCGCAAGUGGCUGAGGGUGAGGGAGCGGAAGGAGUGCAGUGAAAGCAGGCAGGUUUUACAGCUGAGGAACCCGAAGUUCAGAGAUUAACACUCUCCUGGUCCAACAGAAGCCAAGGCUGGGAUUUGAAGCCUGUCCUGAUUCCAAAGCCUGAGCUCAUUACAGCUCCACUCUCCUAUCCCCCCAGGGCCUGGAAGCAGUCGGCCCUCCCCCGCGUGAGAACGUGCAGAUGUGGAGGGGGAGGUUCUGAAGGAAGGUAGGAAUGUGGGCAGUCGAUGAGAUGUGUGUGAGGGUUGUGGGAAGCAGACAGGUGUGAGGAUCAUGCUGCUGAUGGUCUAGGUGGACUCCUCCGUGAGAAGCAGCUAGCCCUUGGCUGUAGAUGUGGUUUCUAGAUUAAAACAAUUUGUGGAAACUGAGACGGUGGAGAUGGAACCCUGUGGGCUGAUUUCAUACUGACCAGCUUCCUCUGUGGGAGUUGGUAUUUUGAAAAUUUCCUUGGUGGUUAUGCACUCAGAGGGUGCCAAUUACACAUCAGGCAAGAGGCUGGGAUGAAGAUGAGGCAGAUGCACAGGUGAUCAUUCUGCCCUAGUUGGUGCGUUUCUCCCAGGUAUUAUAUAUCCUCCAGUUGCUAUGCUGGUCACUGGUAAUUGCUUCUAGGGUAACGCAGAAGUUAAGGAGUCUGAAUGGCUAAGCUGCCAGUGGGGAAUUUUUUUCCUGACCCCAGUGGACAAACUGCUGGCCCUGAAGCAGGUGUUUAGACCUGGAGCCAAGGCUGGCCCGGAGAGCCCGGAGGUGGUUGCUGGGUUGCUGUGUGUACAAGAGCUUGAUGAAAACUGAGGGUUUUUCCUGAGGCAUUUGCCCCCUUGAGAUUCUUUCCUCCAUAGCACAUAUGGGUGUGUGACUUGCCAAGGGGCUGUUGUGCCUGGUGUGAGGAGGGACACAGCUUCUCAUUGUCUUGGCGGGUGGGAAUCUGUGAGCUCUUCUCCUGUGACUCUGGAGCCUGGAAGGAAGUGUCCUCUCAGAGGAGACUUGUUUUGGUUCUCUCAGGGACUCAGAACAGAAAAUCGAAUGUGGAUUUUUCAGUGGGAGAAGGGAAGCAGGAUGGUGAUGCCUCAGCUGGUGAGGAGAUGUCGGGCAGUAGCCAGCCACUCCCUGCCACCAUAGGCAGCAGCCUCCUAAACACACUCCUGUUUUCAAAUAUCUUCUUCUGUUUUCAGACCACAUGUCUGGAUUUUCCAUUCAGAUAUUGUCAUAUAGCUUGAAAUCCUCGCUAGGAAAAUGUGGCUAUGCCUUUGGUCCCUUUGUGGAAGGGAAGGAUAAAGAAAACCAUGGGUUUUUCCUUUGAGGCCCUGACACAUUGGGUAGUCAGAGGGUGUGAAGCCCUUCUGUGUCCUCUGUAUGUCCUCGAGCUGGGAUGAGACUCCGGUUGUCCAAUUCUGAUCUGUAGAUGACCAGGCACGUCACUGAGGCAGCGCGGGGUCAGAGCUGAAACUCAGGCCUCUGACCUGAAAUCUCGACCAAUUUCUAACAGACCUAUUACGUCCCUGCAGCAGCCUCAUUCUUUCUAAGGUCUCUCCCUCUCAGCACAUCACUGUGGUCAAGCCUGUUCCCCCACCCAGCCUGGUGCCUCUUCCCUCCACAAUCUGACCACAGAGAUUUUCAGUCUUGCUGCUUCUGGUAGGCGAGUUUAUCCAGGAAAUGAUGGAGCUGAGGGAGAUGACUAGAAAAACAAUAAGCAACCUAUGUGGUUUUUGCAGCCAUUGAAAAAUAAUUUUCUUGGGGGGGAGAUGGGCACCCAGUUUGGGGAUGGUAACCCUUGCAAUAUUUGCCCCAGCAAUUAGGAAAAUACAGAAAGGUAAUGGAUGGUUAGUUUAGUGACACAUUUUUGAGACUCUCCAAGAGUCUUCAAGCUUGUUGUCUUAAAAGGAAUCAUUUAAAAAGAUGUAGUGCUUGUGCGCUGAAGUGAGCACAAGAAAUCAUUUUCUAUGCCAUAAAAGUCAACGCGGCCGGGUGCAAUGGCUCACGCCUGUAAUCCUAGCACUUUGGGAGGCUGAGGCAGGCAGAUAA